CCGUCUGCGCACAGUAGGAGAGUACACGAGAUGACGACGCAGCACGUUGUCGGCCCCUGACGGGGAGCCGUGACCGCGCGGUGUAGGCGCAACAGUUGCCCGAUGGUCCGACACACCCUGUUGUGUCUGCACAACGCCUUGCUGAUGUGACGGCCACCGGUGACUGGAGAGCGACUGGCCAGGCAGUACGGGCCCGAGGAUUGGACGAGGCAAGGCGGCUAGUGCGAUAAUUGCCCACCGAACGUUAUCACUCAGAAUAGGGUGGAGUUGAUGAAGACUAUCUCCGCGAAGCACGUCUCUUGUGGCACGCCUCCGUGAAGCGCGCCUCCGCGAAGCACGCCACGAUCAAGCACGCCUUGAUAACGUACGCUUGAUGAAGCACUCCAGUGAUGAAGCACAUUCCGAUGAAGCACUGCCCGAUGCAGAAUUCCACGACGAAGCCGUGCACGACGGUGAAGCAUUCCACCUAGGUAGCGCUCCACGAGGAAGCACUCCAUCCGUGGAGCACUCCUUGAGGAAGCAUUCCACGAUGACGCAGUCCACGUCGAAUCACUUCUUGGAGGAGCACUCCCGGGGAAGCAUUCCUUGGUGAAGCACUCAUUGGCGAAGCGCGCCUUGGUGAAGCGCGCCUUGGUGAAGCAUCCAUUGGUGAAGCACUCCUCGGUGAAGCACUUUGGGAAGCACGGCUCCACGCACCACGCCGCCCGGAAGCAUGCCACUGACGAGGCACGCCACAAGGAAGCACGCCUCCGAUGAAGCACGCUUCCGUGAAGCACCCCCGAAGAAGCCCUCCACGGUGCAUCACGCCACUCUGAAGCACGCCACGGCGAUGAAACUGUUGAUGCAAGCCCUCCCCGAGGACGCCCGCCACGAGGCAGAAUUCACGCACGUGGUGGAGCAGGCCGCCAUGAGGCACGCCACCUGGAGGCACGCCUCUCCGAGAAAGCACGCCGUAGUGAAACCCUCCAGGAAGCCCUCCUCAGAGAAGUACGACUCUCUGCUGAAGCGUGCCGCCCCGACGAAGGCCACGGUGGAGCCUUCCACGAUGCAGCUCUUGAUGGAGCCCUCCACGCCGUACUACUCCACGAUGAAGCAUGCGACUCCCUGAGGAAGCACGCCUCCAACUAUGUACUCAACAGCGAAGAACCGCCCACGAAACACUCCACGGUAAAGAACGCCGAUAAAGUGCUCCUUGAUGAAAUACCUCACGAUGGUGCGCGCCCCGAAGAGCCGCAACAAUACGACACACAACGCUGGUAGCCAUCUUGCGAGCGCGAGGCUGCGCACCAGGAAACCACGAGGUAGGUCACCCGACGCUGCUUGCACAGUGGCACCAGAUGAAGAGGCGGCACCCACUGACUCCAGGGCGCCGACAACGCCAGCGCACGAGGGACGCCUCGAGCCCAGCCAGCAGAG
Molecule: messenger RNA, 1416 nt
Organism: Prorocentrum cordatum
Lineage: Eukaryota; Dinophyceae; Prorocentrales; Prorocentraceae
Source: the annotation of a GenBank genome assembly